AGCUUAUCAAUGACAAAAGAAAAUAGUGUUGGUAUCGCUUGUGAUUCAGAUAGCUCAGCAAAUCUAUGACCCCUUCCCUUCUUCGGAAUACGGAAGUUGCUCCACUCUCCGGUCGUGACGCUGCCAAGCUGAAGCUAGUCCCGCCCACUCACAGAGCGAAUGGAUGUUUUGCAUUAGUCGUCUACACUAACAUGGGAGCGCGGAGUCCUAGGCUAGAGCGGCCACGGCCACGUUUGGAUCUGAUUUUCUUGCGAAGGUUCCUAAACCUGUGUGUUGUCCUCUUCCCUCGCUGGUCAUCUCAGAAUGUGCUUAUGUUCCUCACCCUGCUUAUGGUGGCCCUUACAGGCCAGUUGUUGGUGUACCAGGUUGGAAUACUGCCCAGUCAAUUUUAUGGCGUUCUGGCAGAUAGAGAUCUGCACGGAUUUCAGCGCCUCUCGAUCCUUGCGUUGUUACUGAUCUUUCUCAACUCAAUCCUGUGCAGUGUUGAGCAGUAUGUUAGCAAAUUGGCCUAUGUGAGUUGCCGCCGUGAUAUGACUGGAUUUCUGCAUAGGUUGUACUUCCACAAACAGGUGUAUUACACACUUAGUGUGCAGCACCCACACAUCGACAAUCCAGAUCAACGAAUGACACAGGACGUAGAAAGGCUGUGUCGGGAGCUUAGCUCUUGUGCCAGCCAAGUCUUGACAACACCUUUCACCCUGGUGUAUUACUCCUACCAGUGUGCUGUAAACACAGGAUGGAUGGGUCCAGUCUCUAUUUUUGGGUAUUUUGUCAUUGGGUCUUUGCUGAACAAAGUAUUGAUGGGUCCUGUAAUACCAAAACUGGUUCAACAGGAGAAGCUAGAAGGAGAUUUUCGUUACAAGCAUGUGCAAGUUCGUGUAAAUGCUGAGGCAGCCGCUUUCUACAGAGCAGGCUCUGUGGAACUCUCUCGAACGGGCAGCCGUCUCCAGAAACUUAUUGUAGCCCAGAAGGAUUUGAUUAAUCAGGAGCUGUGGCUGAACCUUGGUACAAACACCUUUAAUUACCUGGGUGGUAUCCUGAGUUACAUGAUCAUUGCUGUCCCAAUCUUCACUGGCGUUUAUGCAGACUUGAGCCCAGCAGAACUGAGUGAACUUAUCAGCAAGAAUGCAUUUGUGUCAAUUUACCUCAUCAGUUGCUUCAGUAAACUCAUUGACCUAUCCAGCAGCCUCUGUGAUGUGGCUGGCUACACACAUAGGAUUGCAGAGCUGAAGGAGGUGAUGCUGGAUAUCUCUAGGUCACACAAUUGUUCCAAUAACACAGUGGAACCUCAAGACACAAACAACACAUUGGAGGCAAAAGCAGGUGACCCUGUGCUUAUUCUGGAUGAUAUAACCAUUACUACCCCAGGAGCAGAGUGCACACUUGUGCGUGACCUAAGUCUGCAGGUGUGUGAAGGGAGCAACAUUCUGAUAACAGGAGACUCUGGCAGUGGCAAAUCCUCCAUAUUGCGUGUUUUGGCUGGGCUUUGGGGAACCAAACGAGGUCAAGUUUCUGUUCUCACACAAUUUGGCCCCCAUGGGGUCAUUUUUCUUCCACAAAAGCCAUUCCUCAGUGAUGGAAGUUUAAGGGAACAGGUGAUUUACCCAUUAAUUGAAGUUUACCCAGAUUCUGGGUGGGUUGAUGAUGAAAGGAUACUGAAAUCACUUGAGAUGGCUGGGCUGGUAUCUCUGAUAAACAGAACAGGUGGACUUGAUCAAAAGGUGGACUGGAACUGGGCAGAAGUUUUAUCUCCAGGAGAAAUGCAGCGUUUGGCUUUUACACGGCUUUUCUAUCUACAACCAAAAUAUGCAGUCUUAGAUGAAGUUAGCAGUGCUCUCAGUGAACAAGCUGAGCAGGAGCUGUACAGAGGUUGUCAAGAGCUUGGAAUGACUCUUAUAAGUGUGGGACACAGACGCAGCCUACAGGAGGUUUGUUUAUCACACAUAUGAAGCAAAUAUAUAAUCAUAAUCAUCAGUGGCAUGUAAACUAUUCCCUCUUUUUAGGCACAAAGGCUUUUUAGGCUUUGUGCUCUUGUGGUUGUGCUUGUUUUUUUCCUUACAUACAUGAUACAAGAUACACAAGCAACAUCAGUUUGCCCAAUCACACUCUAGUAUCUUCUUUGUCAGAAGUCAGAAACUAUGUAAAAACAAAGAUACACAUACACUUAAUUGGGAUGGGGGGUGCAUUUAUUGAGAAGCACAUGGAGAAAUGAUUUCAUUACAUGCUUCUACUAUCAAAUAAAUAGGGUACAU
Messenger RNA from Xenopus laevis (African clawed frog), 2252 nucleotides. It is a transcript of the gene abcd4.L, whose product is annotated as ATP binding cassette subfamily D member 4 L homeolog. The coding region runs from base 66 to 1949 and encodes 627 amino acids. NCBI's taxonomy places the organism in Eukaryota, Metazoa, Chordata, Amphibia, Anura, Pipidae. The record is from RefSeq and is a predicted model, not a curated record. The transcript has 18 exons.